GCCUAUACUGCGGUGCAUAUUACCUGCAAACAUCACCAUGGAAUUCGACACUGAUGGUUAUUUCCUCGUCCUGUUUUCGUUUACCUGCAAUCUGAUGUGGGGAUGCGUUACCAAAAGCCUGGGCGUUUUGUUGCCGACGCUGACGGACCAAUUCACCACACACACCUGGGUCAUUGGAAUCAUUGCAUCAGUCCUGACAAUAACGUCAUAUUUGGGAGGUCUUCUAACCAUGCCGUUGGAUGAAAGAUUUAGCUGUCGACGUUUGUUGAUCGUCACCAGCGCAGUUGAAAGCAUAGGGUUGCUGUUGUUUCCUCUGGCAAGAAGCACUAUUCACGUUGCUCUGGCAUUUGCAGUAUUAGUAGGACCAAACGUUGGAAUUAUCAUGGUUUUCAACAGAGUCGUACUAGGACGCCACUUUCGUGAGCGAUUCACUUUAGCCUGUGGGAUUGGCCAUGCCGGGCAAGCAGUUGCCCUUCUUGCUUUUGCACCGAUGACGCAGCUUUUCCUCGACACCUACGGUUGGAGAGGAGCGGCGCUGCUUCUUGCUGGAAUCAGUAUGCAUCAGAUUGCAAGUGCUGCCGUUGUCAGGGUCACCAAAGCACAGUACGAGCCUCUUACGGAUAGCUCAGAUAACCACCAGGAUGACAUCGACAAGGAAGGAUGCAGAAGUCGUGGCAAGAAAUCUAUUCUUCAUCUCGUCAAAGCUGUAGAUCUGGGAAUACUGUUGGAGUUCAAGUUUUGGAUUGUGUUCAUGGGUCGUUUCGGAGUGUCUUUUACCUUCAAUGCUUGGGUGCUAUAUUACGUUCCUCACUUAGAAGCCAAGGGCUUCCCGCCCCAAGUGGCAGCUGCUCUUUGCUCGGCAGCUGCUGUUGGGUAUUUCCUUGGGUCGAUCAUGUGGGCACCCCUCAUCGACCGUGGCAUCAUGAAAUGCUCAACAGCGAUCAUCAUCAGCAGCCUAUUUCUGUCUCUGUCGUUUGUUGUAGAUCCCUGGGUGAAUGACAUUGCUAGCUAUGCAGUCGCCACCUUCAUCUGUGGAUUGUUUACCGCUGCUCUGUACACGCUCCAGGACGUCUUGACUAGAGACAUGUUUGAAAUGGAUCGACUUGUGAGCGCCUUCGUCUGGGGUCGGGUCCUCCUCUUCGCACCCGGAAUUCUUGCUGGGUUCCUACCUGGCUGGAUAUACGAAGCAAGAGGAAGCUACGACUUGGCGUUUAUCGUGAUUGGCCUGGUACCAACUCUCUGCCUCCUGCCGUUGAUUAUUGGGUUACUGAGGAAGACAACGAACGGCUUGUGAAGGGACAUAAUGUAUAAGACGAACAGGUCCUCUCUUGUGCGAGUCUUUUGAAGAUGUUUUUUAUGUUGUCGGAACCAAUGGUGUAAUAAUUAUACGAGGGCAAUAAGAAGGCAAUUAUUAUGGAUGCUUUGGGAGUCUAAAGUCUAUUCCUUGGGCGGAUGCGAUUAUUAAUUUUUUUCUUAGGGAUUCAAAGUUUGUUAUUACAUAAAUGCCAUAAAUAUGGCGGAACAUAGAAUUCUGAUUUCUGUAUGUAAAUGUCUCAGAGGUCGCAGUCUGUAUGAGUGCAAUUAAAGGAUCGCUGAAAGAGCCACCAACUUUAGCAAACCGAUUUCGUAGAUAACGCCAAUGCAAUGCAUUUUUACACUAUAGAGAAAAGGUUUGAGAGAUAAAUAUUGCCAAUUAUUUUUUU
Molecule: messenger RNA, 1703 nt
Organism: Patiria miniata (bat star)
Lineage: Eukaryota; Metazoa; Echinodermata; Asteroidea; Valvatida; Asterinidae
Product: monocarboxylate transporter 12-like
Exons: 4
Coding region: 38-1294 (418 amino acids)
Biological process (GO): transmembrane transport
Molecular function (GO): monocarboxylic acid transmembrane transporter activity
Source: RefSeq, a predicted model, not a curated record